Messenger RNA from Epithele typhae, 1215 nucleotides. RefSeq names its product glycoprotease. Gene Ontology annotation, biological process: mitochondrial tRNA threonylcarbamoyladenosine modification. The transcript has 7 exons. The record is from RefSeq and is a predicted model, not a curated record. Gene Ontology annotation, cellular component: mitochondrion. Bases 1 to 1215 code for a protein of 404 amino acids. NCBI's taxonomy places the organism in Eukaryota, Fungi, Basidiomycota, Agaricomycetes, Polyporales, Epitheliaceae.
AUGCACCAUGCUCGCUGUCAUCCUUUUCGCGCCUGUCUCAUACCCACCAUCGCCCCCCGCCCGCCGAUACCUGCGCGCGCAUUCACUGUGCUCGCGCUCGAGUCCUCGGCAGACGAUACCUGUGCGGCCGUCGUGACAUCGGAGCGGAGAAUCCUGUCCAAUGUUGUGCGGAACCAGGCCUCAUUAUUGGAGACCCAUGGCGGUAUCCAUCCCCUUUACGCCAUCCACGCCCACCAACAUCAAAUGCCAGGGGUCAUCCAGCAAGCUCUGAGCGAGGCUAGACUCACAAUCCACGAUGUCGACGGGAUCGCCUUCACUCGCGGGCCGGGCAUGGUAGGCUGUUUGAGUGUAUGCGCGACUUCCGCUCGUGCUCUCGCUGCAGUGAUGAACAAGCCUCUGGUCGGGGUCCAUCACAUGCAAGCCCACGCCCUCACGCCUUUCCUCACCGCCCCUGACGGCGAAGCACCCGAAUUCCCGUUCCUUACGCUGCUCGUCUCCGGUGGGCACACGAUGCUACUGCUCGCAACAUCUCCCACGCAGUUCCGCAUUCUCGUCAACACCACAGACAUCGCCAUAGGCAACGCCUUUGACAAGGCCGCCAGGGCCCUCCAGAUCCCCCUCGACGGCGCAGCUCCCGGUGCCGCUCUCGAACGCUUCUGCGCGCAACCAGAUACCCCGGGUGAAGUGCUCCCCAAAGUAGAGAUGCCGCGCCCGACGUGGGGCUUGAUGAGGUUCUCCUACGCAGGCUUCGCGUCAGCCAUCGCCAGGGUCUUGGAGGAGUACGGCGGAAUUGAUGGGAUGAGCCAUACGGUGCGCCGAGCGGUCGCGCGGAGCUUCCAGCGUGCGACGGUUGCGCACCUCGAGGAGAAGAUCUCCCGUGCAUUAGCGCUGUGCUCCGAGAUUGGCGUGACACCACGGUGUAUGGUCGUCAGCGGGGGAGUUGCGAGCAAUUCGUUUCUCAGAGCUAGGAUGCGCGUGUGUCUAGACGCGGCGAGUCCCGGGGAGGCCCUUCCGAUGUAUUUCCCACCCCCAUCGUUGUGUACUGACAACGCGGCCAUGAUUGGGUGGGCGUCGAUGAGCAGGUUUUUGGCCGGUGACACGGACCCUUACUCGAUAGGGCACAAGAAGGACUGGAGUCUGGAGGAUCUUGGGCGGGAAACUGGGGGCUCGGGGCUCGAGCUCAGCAGCGACUCGGCGACCUCGCCAGCUCAAUAA